Molecule: messenger RNA, 540 nt
Organism: Lathyrus sativus (Indian pea)
Lineage: Eukaryota; Viridiplantae; Streptophyta; Magnoliopsida; Fabales; Fabaceae
Source: the annotation of a GenBank genome assembly
AUGUGGCGCUCACACGUGCGUACAUUUUCCACCCGCGUGUCUCACUCGCACCACAACAACCACUGCGAAAACCACAAAUUCCUCUCACCAAGCUCCUUUGUUGGAAGCUGGCGAGCUCCCAAGGACCCUAAAGAAGCCGAAGCAAUGCUGGCUCAGCUUCGGAGAGACUACGCGAAGCAGGUGAAAGAGGUUCGGAAGGAGUAUAUCAGAGAAAUGGAGGCUAUGGAGUUGGAGAAGCAACGGAAGGAUGAGGCUCGGAGGGAAUCGCUUAGAGUCGCUAACGAAGAGCGGAAGAAACUGAAGGCUCAGGCUGCUGAACUCAGAGCUCAAGAACGUAACAUUGCUCAACAACAAUUUCGAGAAACCCUAUUAAAAGAAAGAGCAGAGAAACUUGAAAAUUGGAGAAUGAAAGUCAAAAUGCAUGAAGAGAAGAAGAACGAGAAGAAAGAAUUGUUGCAUAAACGAAGUUCAUUGUGGGUUGAUGAAGCCGAACUAGAGAAGGAAAUAACAAAUGUUGUAGUCGCUACAAGAUAUCUUUGA